AUGGGUUCAAGUUCAAUGGCAACAAAGAAAGUGAAAUUGGAAAACACAUUAGGAUUAAUUCGAAAUUGGCUUGAAGUUCCAAAAGAUGUGACAUCAAAUAUACUCAAAUUGCUUGGUGCUGUUGACCUAGUGAUGAAUGCACGUCUAGUGUGUCCUAUGUGGAGGGAAAUUUGUAGGGAUCCUCUCAUGUGGAAGAGCAUUGAAAUGAUCAAUGGUCUCCAUUCACCACAUAACUUGGAGAAGAUUUGUAUGUAUGCUGUUGAUCAAGGUGGUGAUCAUGUGGAAGAAAUUAAUGUUGAGUAUUUUGUUACUGAUGAUCUUAUCAGACGAUUAGCUGAAAGAACUAGUAAUUUGCGACGCAUUCGCAUCUCAAAAUGCUUGGAAAUUUCUAAUACAGUUUUUACUAUUGCUGCCAAAAAGUUUUCACUAUUAGAGGAGCUUGAACUUUCAUUCACCAGUUUAAACCAUGUCUCUCUUGAAGCUAUCGGCAAAAAUUGUCCUCUUUUGAAGACAUUGAAAUUCAAUCAACCCUUCAAAGGAAUUCUUUGUGGGUCUUACAAAGGUUACAAAUGCAACAAAGAAGCGCUUGCUAUUGCAAAAACAAUGCCCGAGCUACGGGAUCUUGAGCUAUGGGGAAACAAACUCACGAACGAUGGUUUAAUUGCUAUUUUUGAUGGUUGUCCUUACCUCGAAUCUCUUGAUGUUCGUAUGUGUUACAAUCUAGUUAUUCAUGGAAAUUUGGCGAAAAGAUGUUUUGAAAAUUCUAGGGUGAAAUAUUUUAGGUAUCCAAAUGAGUAUAUAAAUGGAUAUGAUAAUGCUGAUGAUGAUGAUUUUGUUUAUGAGUUUUAUUGCGAAUGCCGUGUCAAAGGCAUGGAUCAAUUGAAGAGAAGCACUGUUGUUGGGGAUGUUUUGAAGGAAUUUUGUUGGAGAUAUUUGAGAGUCUUUUAA
Messenger RNA from Medicago truncatula (barrel medic), 948 nucleotides. RefSeq names its product putative F-box/LRR-repeat protein 9. The transcript has 3 exons. Gene Ontology annotation, molecular function: protein binding. The record is from RefSeq and is a predicted model, not a curated record. The coding region runs from base 1 to 948 and encodes 315 amino acids. Lineage: Eukaryota; Viridiplantae; Streptophyta; Magnoliopsida; Fabales; Fabaceae.